Messenger RNA from Penicillium angulare, 561 nucleotides. RefSeq lists its product as uncharacterized. NCBI's taxonomy places the organism in Eukaryota, Fungi, Ascomycota, Eurotiomycetes, Eurotiales, Aspergillaceae. Bases 1 to 561 code for a protein of 186 amino acids. The record is from RefSeq and is a predicted model, not a curated record. Gene Ontology annotation, biological process: mitochondrial electron transport, succinate to ubiquinone; tricarboxylic acid cycle. Gene Ontology annotation, molecular function: succinate dehydrogenase activity; electron transfer activity. Gene Ontology annotation, cellular component: membrane. The transcript has 3 exons.
AUGUUCUCUCAGAAGGUUGCCCAGCAGUCGCUGCGACGGCUUGCCGUCCAACAGCCGAACCUCAUGCAGUCAAUGGUGAUGCGCGCUUCCCCCGCCGCCAUUGCGGUCGGCAAUGUCCAGAAGAGACUCAAUACUUCCUCCACUGACAAGGAGGACCCUACCCAGAUCCUGGCUAGACAGCGUCUGAACCGUCCUAUCGCUCCUCACCUGACCAUCUACAAGCCCCAGAUCGGCUGGAUCGGUUCCUCCCUGCACCGUAUCACUGGUGUCGCCCUCUCCGGUACUCUCUACCUGUGGGCCGCUGCCUACCUCGCCGCACCUACUCUCGGCUGGCACCUCGAGUCUGCCUCCAUGGUUGCUGCCAUGGGUGCUCUUCCUCUCGCCGCCAAGGUUCUCCUCAAGUCCACCAUGGCGCUUCCCUUCACCUACCACGCCAUGAACGGCGUCCGCCACUUGACUUGGGAUCUGGGCCGCGGCCUGACCAACCCAGCCAUCAUCAAGUCUGGCUGGACCGUUAUUGGUCUCAGCGUCACCAGCGCUAUUGCUCUUGCUUUCCUGUGA